GUGUGUGUUUUGCUGCCGCCGCCGCCGCGCCGCGGGCCACGCACGCAACGACUAGGCCGCGCGCUUUGCUGCGAAUGAGCCAGCCGGACUGCACGCAGCUGAGCCAGCCGGACUGCACGCAGCUGAGCCAGUGCACCCAGCGGGCUCGCUCGAGCUCCGCGUCACCUCGAGCAACGUUCACGUUUGUCAACGAGUCCGCGCACAUCGCGCUCGCCGGCAAGCCGCCGCCGCCGCCCGUCAGCCUCUGCGACGGCGAUGUGCUCCGCUUUGGCGGAGGCAGGCAGAGCAGCACCCGCUGCGACAAGUUCAUCUUCCGCGUGGACGCGCCACAGUGCAAGCGCGCGGAGGGCACCGUCUGUCUCUCUCCGCUGCCUGCGCGCGCGUCCUCCGCCGCCUCCUCCGCCUCGGCUGGCGAGACGCCGCUCGCGGAGUGGUUCUGGCAGAUCGGCAAAGGCGCGUCGCGCGCCUGGUCGCGCUACGCUCCCCACCAAGAGGCUCUGAUCGAGCGCGCCUACCAGCUGGCGGAGGAGAGGGUGCGGCUCGACGGCGAGCGGGUGCUCGACUUGCGGCAGAUGAAGCAGGUGCGCGACGACGGCCCCGGCCGCUCCCGCCCUGUGCGGCGCGAGCCGCCUGCAGCGCCAUACUCGACUCGUCCGACGAAGCGGAGGCGGGACGCGCGGGGGGCGACGGGCGGCGGCGAGGGCGGCGGCGGCGAGGGCGGCGGCGGCGAGGGCGGCGGCGGCGAGGGUGGCGGCGUGGCGACCGUGCGCGUUCUUCCCAAUCUCUCCCCCGCCAAGCGCGCCACCGUCCGCGUCGUGGUGUUGCGGCGCGACAGUGGCGUCGUGCUGACGGCUGGCUCGGGCUGCCUCGUCUCGCGCGACGGCCACGUGCUCACGGCGGCACACCUCUUUGUGAGCGCGCGGUCGGGCGCGCUCUUCCAUGGCUUUGCGCCGAGCGAGGUGUUAGUCGCGGUGGGCGUGUAUGUCGAUGACGCGGCGCCGUCGCGCUGGGCCCACACGUCCAUCUUCGUCGACAGCACCCAUGAGUGCCUCUCCCGCGAGGGGCAGCUGCUGCACACGCGCGCCUUCAUCCACGCGGGAUCGAGCGGCGGGCCGGCGCUCACGCCCUCGCUGCACGUCGUCGGCGUGGUGAGCCACAACCCGCGCUCGUCCGACGACACCAUCCGCCCGCCAGAGGCGGGCGGCGAGGAGUAUAUGUGCUGCGAAGUUUCGUGUGGCAAAAAUUGCGUGCUCGACACCCGCGGAUUGUAGUUUGUGUGCCGUCUCUCGAUCUCGUGUGCCGCACCGCGCACGCGCCGCAGUG
Molecule: messenger RNA, 1323 nt
Organism: Emiliania huxleyi CCMP1516
Lineage: Eukaryota; Haptophyta; Isochrysidales; Noelaerhabdaceae
Exons: 7
Coding region: 75-1271 (398 amino acids)
Source: RefSeq, a predicted model, not a curated record